GUCCACUUAGUUAUUUGAACUCAUUGUGACCUUCGGCCGCAUUCGUGUAUUGAGUCGAAAACAUCUUAAAGCUGUGAGGUCAAAGUCAAGCGGAGUUCUGUCCAGAAGACGUCGAACUGCUCAAACCUGUUGUAGUAUUUUCCGUUUCGCCCAGACACGAUGCAAUUCUCUUCUCUUUCGAACGGUAAAGAAUCCUCUUUAAGCUCAAAAGAUGCUUCUGCCCCAGUUACUCUCGAUGUUUCUAUCACUACGGCUGUGAUUCUGGCCACUCUUUCCUCCUUUCUGUUCUUCUUGGCUUGCAUUAUAGUUUUCAUAUAUUUCAAAUGGCGUCUAUGUCGACACGUUGUGGAAACUCGUAUCGGACUUGUGGUCUUUUUCCUCGGAGCGUUACUCACCCUCAUUACAACCCUCAGCUCCUAUGAAGAACAAGAAAUUUAUGCAGUGUAUCGCUUGACUCUCUUGGCCUCAUGCGGAAUUGGAGUGUUGAUGAUAGGUUGUGCAAUGCUUUUCGAGAAUCCUUCCCCUGACAGGCCGCUGGAUGACUACGGCUACGAAAGACUCUCUGUUGGUUAUAUGCACGGUAGCUUGGGAAUGAUCAUCUGGGUCAUAACGAUACCCCUCAGCAUACUAGAGCUCUUCUUCGCCAUUGGAGCUGCUCGGAAAGCACCCAACACAAUGUAUGCUGCUGUGAGGUACACAGCUCUGGCGCAAAAGAUUGUCCAAGCAAGCGUGUACUACUUUAGUCUGCGACACAAGGUUGCUAGAGGAGAUAUGCGCAUGGCGUGUUCGUGGCUUUUCAAGAUAAUCUCCGUCUUUAAUUUUGCUUUUUUUAUCGACUCACUAGUAACGUCAAAUUCUGAUAACGACUUUGUCCUAAGUCUGUUUGGCAAUGGGUUCUCCAUCGUGAAAUCUGCAUAUAAUGCCUUACUCAUUGAUUACAGACUGCUGUGCUGUUUGUUGUUUUUGGAGCAUUCUUUGGAGUUGAUGGAUGUGCGCAUAAACCGACCCAUUGGAGAUAUAUUAUUUAACCCUGAAGCUAGUGAGGCAAUGAUGCAAGAUUCUUUGGCCUCUGCGGUUGUUAAUGUGGAAAUCUCGCAUUCCUCUGGCUAUGGAUAUGUCAUUGGCCUCAUUCUGGUUGCCAUGCAACUGGUAACUGGACUACAGUAUCUUGGAUUUGUGGGAGAGUGGACAAACAUGUUCCCCAUUCUAGCUUGUGGUGUUGUAAUAAUUUUUGGUCUCUUGCUACUCUCUGGAGACACAAGUUUCCCUGAAAACAACAGAGAGAGGAAAUGGCGUGAGACUGAAUCUAAGGCUAUUGAUAUCAUGGUGUGCUUUAUGGGAACCAUUGGCUUUAUCUUCUGGUUCAUGAAAGCUUCCUACUGUGGUCUUUGGGCCUCACAAUACUCAUCAACAACUGACAUUGAGUUUUAUCAGUAUCUCUCUUGGACAACAAUAAAAAACUUUGCUUAUGCAAUUGUAAUCAUCUUUCAGCUUUACUUCUUUGUUAAAAUGGGUCCACAUUUUGGGUGUGACCGUGAAAGCAGUCGUCAGAGGGCAAAACACUUUUACGUCACAACUAUCAUGAUGGCUCUGUUUGCACUGCUCAUAUCACUUGUCAUUGAUGAAUUCAAUGGCCGAGUAGAAAAGCUUCUUGCUGAAGCACACAUCAGCAGCACCAUGUCAAUAUUUUUCCAGGCAGCAGCCCCCAUACAUCUUGGCUUUAGCUUGCACAUGUUUCUGCAUUUCUUCAUUAUGAGCAGAAGAUUGUCUCAGUUUCAGUACAACUGGCAAUAUAACCAGGCAGAAGAACAUCAACAUAGUCAACAGUCCUCAUCAGGGAACACUGGUGGUAACAGUACAUCAUCAAAUGCUGAAACAGGGGAUGAAAGACAGCCACUGAUUUCCCACCCAACGUGAUCUAUAUCACUAAGAUGAUUAACAAAUAUAUUACAUGACUUGCCAUGCUGCGGUUCUGUAAUAGAUAUUAAUGAUGUCAAAUGGGGUAAGAACAAAAAGGUAGGACACAAUGAGCAGUGGAGAGUGUCACUGAUGCUCUUUUUUAUAUUUUUACGUCUUCUGUGAUAUUUUAUUGUACAGACACAGCUAAAUGGAAUCUAUUUGUUUUCUAGCAUAACAAAGCAAAAUGUUAUUAACAGUGAUGUUGUUUAUGCAUCUGUUCUCCAGUAGAUUGUAAGUAAGAUCAAAGCAAAAUGCAUCUUUAAUUCAGCUAAUCAUAUAAUUUACAAUAAAAUGCAUACCUUAAGAUUUCAAUGUUCUAUUUCACCCAAGUUUUCAAGAACUUGAAGUAAAUUGUUUGUACUGUGACCUGAUUCAUCUUGCAAACAAGAGAAGACCUUGUUGAUACCU
Molecule: messenger RNA, 2367 nt
Organism: Pocillopora damicornis (cauliflower coral)
Lineage: Eukaryota; Metazoa; Cnidaria; Anthozoa; Scleractinia; Pocilloporidae
Source: RefSeq, a predicted model, not a curated record